Messenger RNA from Plectropomus leopardus (leopard coralgrouper), 2627 nucleotides. Lineage: Eukaryota; Metazoa; Chordata; Actinopteri; Perciformes; Serranidae. The record is from RefSeq and is a predicted model, not a curated record.
GAGAUGGAGGGAUUGAAUUGAUCAUGAUCUGAUCAAGAAGAGAGGAAAAUCGGUGGACUUGUGUUUUUUGGGGUUUUUUUUCGGUGGGAGAUGAUGGUGACAGCAGCAGUGGAGGAGGAGAUAGAGGGAUGAGCAGGGAUCAAUAAUCCUCCCUCCUCCUCCUCCUCCUCUUCCUCCUCCCCCACCUUCAUCCCUCCAUCACCUCUGCAGGAGCCGCUGAAACCUGAUCUGAAUACGCCAUCCUGCGGGAGAAUAAUGACGGUGAAUCCCAGUUGCCUCUCUGUGUCCAGGAAGAAGACAGACAUCUGACAUGACAUUUAACCUUUGCGCAUCACUUCCUCUGACAGAGCGAGUGCAGGACACCGGGCUGAGGCCUGCAGGUGAACCCAUGGACCAGGAAGAGGUGAAGCUCUCCUCUUCAGUGUUUGUCAGGAGAUGAUCUUCGACGGACGUUACGUUUUCGUUUUGUGGAGCUUUGCAUUGUGUUGAUUUCUCUGGGUUUUGUUGACGAAGAGGGUCUGAACUGAAUUCUCUGCUCAGAAAACUCUUGAUUUGGAGAAUAACCACAGGGGUUCUGACCCCGGGAUUUUAUUAUGAUGAGGCACAACAGGGGAGCUACUGGUUAGUCAGCUUGUUUGGGAGUUUGUGCGCAUUCUUGCAGACUGCAUUUCUGCUGGAAAAAAACCCCCACUUAUAUUGGAUGGAAAGAAUAUCACAUGUGGUGCUGGACCAGCUUCCUGUCACUGAUACAAUGAUAAGAUGCAAUAUCUUUGUCACAGAGGGACAAAUAAAGUCUCUGUUAGCUGAAGUUUCCAUGCCGGCUUCUUGGAAACCGAUGUUCUGAUCUUCUGCAUGGAGUGCAAAGAGUGGAUACAACUGACUCACUGACAAACAGAACUGAUUUUUGUGGGGGGGAGGCAAAUUUCUGUCUUUAUUUUUGUCCUCUUUCAAACUAUUAUGGGUCUGAACCUCAACAGAGCCACCUGACUGAACCAGGGGAUGGUCGAAGACUCGGUAUACCUCUUUGAUUGGAGCCAGCGAGGACGAGGUCCAUCUUGAUCCUCGAAUCAGAACUCAAAGAAGAAAAGUCCUCUCCCCCCCACUUACCUCUGGUGGGGGGGAGGGUGAAGGGUAGUGUAGUUUUUAGGGUGUAGGGCUUAGGGCCAUAGGGAGUAGUUUUGUAGUUAUUUAGACAUUAGGUUGUAGAUUAGACAGUAGAGUACAUAGAAAGGCUCUGGGGCGAGUUCUUCUCUGUUGUGUUGAGCCUUUUUCAGUUUUAGCCUUUAGCCUGCUAGCUCAUUUACCUGCGUCACCAAUCUGCUAGCCGCUAACACUCAGUGAGCUAGCUUUUGGCUCUGCACCAGCUGUGGCUGUGACUCAGGCAGCAUUUUUUCAUCUCAUGCAGAAGUUGGUCCAACCUGGAUUCAACCAACUGUAACAGCCAACAGCAUUUACACUCUGUAGUUUAGGAUUUAGGACUGGUGAACCCUGCUCACUGGGCAUUCCCAGUCGUUGUUCAGCCUGAGGUGCCCUGGCCGUUAGUCUUAGACCAGGUCGUCAUGGAUACUAAUCAAGGCCCAGGACAGGGCAGUCCGGAGAGCCCGAACCGGGCCGUGGAGUACCUUCUUGAACUAAACAACAUCAUUGAGAGCCAGCAGAAGCUUCUCGAAACACAGCGGCGCCGAAUCGAGGAGCUGGAGGUCCAACUGGACCGGCUCAGCCAGGAGAACAAAGACCUGCGUUUGGACCGGCAACCUGUUGCUCCUCCUCCACCUGCUCCUCCCCCCGAGCCUCCUCUUCCCCCUCCUCCUCCGCCGCCUCCGCCAACCCAGUCAAUGUCUACCAAGAAUCACCACCACCACAACAGCCAAUACCAAGCUCCUCCACAGCCUCCUUCCUCCAUCCCCCUGCACCACAGCCAUCACCACCAGUACCACCAGCACCACCAGCACCACUCCUCCACCCACCACUCCUACAACAGCUCCAACAGCACCAGUACGACGGCGAUCCCGGUUCCUGCUCCGGCAUCGGCCCCACCGUCCAUCUCGAUACCUACCCAGAUCCCGGCUCCGAUCUCCUCCCCGGCCCCAGCUCCGCCUCCCCCUCCUCCAAUCCCACCGAGGGAUCAGCCGCGGGCCCACAGUCGGCUGACCCGAGUGCCCUCCACCAGCACCGGCACCAACACCAAUUUCGUGGAGAAAGAGAAGGAGAGGCUCGAGCGCCUGCACAGAGCGAACGCCUCCAAUAACCAUCACGCCCACACCCUCCACCACCACAAAUCGUCUUAUUCCUCCUCCACCUGUUCUGCUACCACCACCUCUUGUCGUUCCUCCAACAACCCUACUAGCAUCACCACUCCUUCCUCCACCUCCUCCUCCUCCUCCUCCUCUCUCUACUCCUCCAGCCUACCUCCUAACAGCCACGCCACCUACCAUCAGUACUGCUGUCCCGCGCGCCUCCGCCUGCCCAAGCCUCCCUGCGCCCUGCCCCCCGCCAAGCACCACGAGCAGGCAAGAGAGGAGGAAGAUGACGACAUCGCCCAUCAGUUCUGUUGCCCCGCCUCCGAGUGCAGUAGCCCCUCCUCUAGGUAACCAGGGGCGACCGUGAGCCACUCCCCCGCCCCGACU